AUGGCCGCCAUCCAAUCCCGGAAAACUGCCUUGAUCACGGGCGCCGCGUCCGGCGUAGGCUUUGCGACCGCUAAGCUCUGUCGCAGCCAGGGAAUGCAUCUGGCUCUGCUAGAUAUUAACGCCGAGAAUCUCCAAAAGGCAAAGGCUGAGCUGGCGGACUUGAAUCCUAGUCUCAAGACUGAGGCUUAUGUGCUCGACGUCGCGGAUCGAGCGAAAUGGAAUGAGACUGUCGCGCAAGUGUCCUCUGCCUUUGGCGGAGUGGAUUUGGUCAUGUUAAAUGCGGGCGCGUCUUAUAAGCCGCAGAGCCAAAAAGAGGGAAAACUCAAGCCGUGGUCAGAUGUGGACUACUGGAAGAAGACCUUCGACACCAACACUAUUGGCCUCCUGAACGGCAUCGCAGCCACACUCCCCCUUCUCCAUUCCACCACGACUCCCAAAUCAAUCAUCAUCACGGGCUCUAAACAAGGCAUCACCAAUCCUCCUGGCGGGAACAAUCCUGCCUACAACUCCUCCAAAGCGGCCGUCAAGAACCUUGCAGAGCACCUGGCACAUGAUCUACGAUCGGAACCCGCCAGUUCGCACAUCUCGGUCCAUUUGCUGGUGCCCGGAUGGACAUGGACCGGGUUCAUGGGGAACGCCGGACCCACGGCGGAGACUGAGGUGAAGAAAAUGGACGGGGCGUGGUUUCCGAGCCAGGUGGCAGAGGAGCUGUAUAGGGGGUUGCAGAAGGGCGCAUUUUAUAUCAUUUGCCCCGAUGAUGAUGUGGAUGUCGCGUUGGAUAAUGCUCGCAUGCACUGGGCUAGUCAGGAUGUUAUUGAGGGCCGAGUGGCGUUGUCGCGAUGGGAGGAGAGUUGGAAGGGCAAGGCGGAGGAGGAGAUCAAGGCCGACGCCGCAAGGAGAAGAGGAUGA
Molecule: messenger RNA, 909 nt
Organism: Aspergillus affinis
Lineage: Eukaryota; Fungi; Ascomycota; Eurotiomycetes; Eurotiales; Aspergillaceae
Product: SDR family NAD(P)-dependent oxidoreductase
Exons: 2
Coding region: 1-909 (302 amino acids)
Cellular component (GO): intracellular anatomical structure
Molecular function (GO): oxidoreductase activity, acting on NAD(P)H, oxygen as acceptor
Source: RefSeq, a predicted model, not a curated record